AUGCUUGAUGCUACCUAUGCUGAAAUCUGUUUUAAUUAUAAACCAAAAACCAAAAAUACCACUCCUUAAAUUUAAAAAAACAACACCACUUUUAAAACUAAAUAGGAUGUUUAUGAUUAUAUUGAUAAAAUCCAAGUCUAAGCUAAAUUACCACCUAUUGAACAUGAAUUUUAUUUAAAUUCCUUUCGUUCUUCCAAUUUCAAUAAAUAUAAACCAAUCUCUUGCUCAAGAAGUGUACUUGUAUAAAAAUAAACCAAAAAUAUAAGACUCCAUAGUCUUAUAAGUGAAAUUAGUAACACUUUUGAAGAAGGAAUUCUUAAAACAUAAGAAAUAUAAGACUCUUAUUCCAAAGAAAAAAAAAAACUAUCGGAUCAAUAAUCUAAAUAUUCUAAAUUAUUAUAGAGUCUAGAAUCCAAAAAUCAUAUCACUAAUUCUAAUUGGAAAAAUUUAAUGAAGCAUCAUUUCAGAAAUUUUAAUGAGUAUAUGGAUAAUGCUCUCAAAGAUAUCAAAGAUGAAAAACAUUAUGUUUAUUCUCAUCAAAUAUCAACUCGUCAUCAUUAUUUAUUUGUAGAUAAUGAAAUUAGAAGAAACUUUUUAAGAAGAAGAUAAUUUAGGAACUGA
Messenger RNA from Paramecium sonneborni, 621 nucleotides. The record is from the annotation of a GenBank genome assembly. NCBI's taxonomy places the organism in Eukaryota, Ciliophora, Oligohymenophorea, Peniculida, Parameciidae.